AUGGGCGGUUUCGCCCAAAUAGGUGAUUCUGAUAUAAACCAGCUGACAUUUGCUCCACAGCAUAGCUCCGUCAAGGUGUUCGACACGCGUGCAGGGACAUGGGACCUCUCAGAGCGAAUUUGGAAACUGAAUGUUCCACCUAAUCAAAUCGUUGAAGUGGAUGGCAAGUUGUUUAGCUCCGGGCAUUGUUUCAAGCCAUGGAAAGGUCACAUUGAUGUGUAUGAUGGGAUGCAGAAUAUGUGGGACGAAGUGGAUGGAUCUCGUUUCCAAACUCUUAAUUCACCGGUCUCCACAUUAGGUGACAAUAACAAUGAAAAUUGGCCGCUAAUGAAACGGCUUUACUUAACAAUGGCACCAAUAGGAAACCAUUUAUACUUCCUGACAGGGUAUCGGAUGGCUGGUGAAUCGCCACGAACAGUUUCGAUGGUCUACACAUUUGAUACAUCGGUAACUACUGAUGCAUGGAAGAGCUUAGAGCCAACAGCGGAAGACGGCAGAAAGAGCUAUGCAGUCGUUGUUGUGUCGUUCAGCUCUCGUAAGCAGUCUUUGCCUUAG
This is a messenger RNA of Hibiscus syriacus, 555 nucleotides long. RefSeq lists its product as uncharacterized. The record is from RefSeq and is a predicted model, not a curated record. Lineage: Eukaryota; Viridiplantae; Streptophyta; Magnoliopsida; Malvales; Malvaceae. The coding region runs from base 1 to 555 and encodes 184 amino acids. The transcript has a single exon. Gene Ontology annotation, molecular function: protein binding.